CCAGACCCUAAACCCUUACCACUUGGAAUUCAAGUUCGAACUUCGAAGUGUUUUCUCCAUGCUCCCCGACGACGCAGGACAAAUCGCCGGCGAGCAAGCCGGUGUUGGCCACCACGUCAUGUUGGACGAAAGUAAAUUCGAUUUGCAUCUCCAGUUGUGGGCACUUCGAAUUCCUCGCGAACUUUGCAAGACAGUCAGUCGCAUGCUUAAUGGAUAUUUGCUUGAUAAGCCCCGUGUCAAACCCAUCACUGAAGAUCCAUCAUGUGAAAAAAACCGUUAUAUGAUAUUAUCUGAAAAAAUUCAAAAUCCUGACUUAUCUGACAUUCCAGACCAAACACUUGAUGGAGUGAAGAAAUUAUGCAAAAUUGAAGUAGUUCCCUAUUCAUUGACUCUCGGAUAUUCCUAUUGGGGUGCAGACCAUGUUUUGAAGCAGAUAUUGCCCCCUGGAGUGGAGGCUCCUUCAUCUUUUGAAACAAUAGGCCAUAUUGCUCAUCUGAAUAUCACCGGCGAACUGCUCCCUUACAAGGAUGUUAUUGCAAAAGUUAUUUAUGAUAAAAACCAACCAAGAAUCAAAACUGUUGUAAAUAAAGUUGGAACAAUUACCAAUGAGUUUCGUGUGCCAAAAUUUGAAAUUCUGGCAGGAAAAGAUGAUAUGGUUACAGAAGUGAAGCAGUACGGAGCAACAUUCAAGCUUGAUUAUGGCUUAGUGUACUGGAACUCAAGACUGGAACAUGAACAUAUGAGAUUGGUUUCUCAGUUCCGGGAAGGAGAUAUAAUUUGUGACAUGUUUGCUGGCAUUGGCCCUUUUGCGAUUCCAGCAGCACAGAAAGGAUGUACAGUGUAUGCAAAUGACUUAAACCCAGAUAGUGUUUGCUAUUUGAAGAUAAACGCAGAGAUCAACAAGAUUGAGGAUCAUGUUUGUGUUUACAAUAUGGAUGCAAGAGCGUUCAUAUCUCAGUUAAUGACAGUUCCAGGUUGUGAGGCUGAACCAGAAUCCAAGCUUCUCACACUCAGAACUUGUGAAGGAUAUGGCUUAAAAGCUGACAAUGAGGCAGACUCUGAAAAUAGACGGCCAACAGUUCAGAUGCAAGAAGUGCUCUUACAUGGCUCAAAAGAUGAGGGUAUUGAAAGUUCAUGUUUGACUAUUGACACUGCAAAUGUUGCUGGUAAAAGACAUGCGGAAAUUUGUGAGGAAGAAAAUAGAAGUGUGGAUGGUGCUGGUGUUCCUGCAGGCAGUGGGAGAAAGGGCAACAUGAAAAAGAGGAUGAAAGGCCCUGUGUUUUCCAAUAUGAAGACUUGGGAGCAUGUUGAUCAUGUGAUUAUGAAUCUACCUGCUUCUGCCUUACAAUUUCUUGAUGCUUUUAAGGGCCUUAUCCAGAGAAGAUACUGGAAAGGACCUUUACCUUGGAUUCAUUGCUAUUGCUUCAUGAGAUCAACUGAAACAGAAGAAUCAAUACUUUCUGAGGCAGAGUCCAACUUAAGUGCCAGGAUACAAGACCCUAUAUUCCACAGGGUUCGGGACGUUGCUCCAAACAAGGUGAUGUAUUGCUUAAGCUUUAGGCUUCCUGAUGAGGCCUGUUUCAAUGAAGUUGUCACCGAUGUUACCCUCCAAUCUUCCCAAGGGGAGUUUCAAAUCCUAUGAGUAGAGUCAAUCCUGUUGCUUUAUGUAUCAACCUCAAGGUUGGAAACUGAUUCUUCUUUUUCCCCUAAUAAAUUGAUCCUAGAUUAGCUAAGUAAAAGUAGGAAACAUACAGAUAAAAAUGAAAAUGCUGAAUUCAGGAAUAUAAUUUCAUGCAGAUCUCUAACAAAAUGUGUUUCUUUUUACUUUUCUUCUUGACAGUAAUUUGUUUGAUGCCAAUCUCAAUUUCAUAUGUGCUUUUGACAAAGCUGGCUCCUCAAGUCAGGUUACUUGUAAAUGCCUAAUAUGGCAAUGCCAAACCAACAUUAAUAUGUUCUGUCUUUGGUCUGUAACAUUGAGCACCCAUGGAGCAUUGUAAUUCUAUAGCAUCGUAAAUGAAGGGAAAAAGGAAGAUCAAGAGUAAGGGCAGUGUGAAACUGUUUAUGCUUGAUUCCCCCAACAUAGAGGAUCUGCAGAAACCUUGAUUCAGUUUAGGGUACAAAUUUUAAGAGUUCAAAUAUUUUAAUGUGGGUUCAAGGUUUUCAGAAUUCAAACCUUGAGGA
Nelumbo nucifera (sacred lotus) is the source of this 2181-nucleotide messenger RNA. RefSeq names its product S-adenosyl-L-methionine-dependent methyltransferases superfamily protein. Gene Ontology annotation, cellular component: cytoplasm. The record is from RefSeq and is a predicted model, not a curated record. Gene Ontology annotation, biological process: tRNA N1-guanine methylation. NCBI's taxonomy places the organism in Eukaryota, Viridiplantae, Streptophyta, Magnoliopsida, Proteales, Nelumbonaceae. Gene Ontology annotation, molecular function: tRNA (guanine(37)-N1)-methyltransferase activity.